GCACUUCUCUCAAUUUUAAAAAUCAAUCAUCAAAUUUUCCAUGCAAGAGGCCAUACCUUACAGAACAUACAACACGGUUGCCGGCGGCAGCCGUUCUCCGCCGCGGCGUGCUGGUGGUGGGUCCAGAGGUGGAGGGGAUGAGAUUAAUUUAACCAAAUUGGUAGUGGAGAAUGCGGUGGUGGUUUUUGGGAGACGUGGGUGCUGCAUGUGCCAUGUGGUGAAGAGGUUGUUGCUGGGGCAUGGGGUGAAUCCGGUGGUUUUUGAGGUGGAGGAAGAGAGAGAAGCCGCUGUGGUUAAUGAAUUGGGUGCAAUCAAUGGUGGGAAAAGGGGAGGAGGAGGAGGAGGAAAGGACGGCGGCGGAGUACAGUUUCCGGCGGUGUUUGUGGGAGGGAGGUUGUUUGGUGGGUUGGAUAAGGUUAUGUCUACUCAUAUUUCAGGUGAAUUGGUUCCCAUUCUGAAAGAUGCAAAAGCUCUCUGGUUGUAAUUAAUGAUUUUAGCGUUUAUUUUUUUCCCCUGUUUCUUCUAAUCUCGUUCUUUAAUUUUCUAUGUUCCUUCUAAAGAAAUUUGUUGAGGGGAGGAAUGCAGGAAAUUACUUGAAGUUCUAAUUCCUUGUUUCUAAUAUUUGGGUUUUGAAAGAUAAAAGAAUUUGAAAGUCGCUGAUCAAUUAGAUGGUUUUGCUUUACAAUUUGUGUAGAUUGAUCAUGUAAUAUAACCAUAUUCAAAAAAAUCUAUUUAAUGCAUUUUACUUUUUGAUAUAUGCUUUAUCUAUUCUUUUAGUUAAUAGAUGAGUUAUAUAUAC
Messenger RNA from Rubroshorea leprosula, 799 nucleotides. The record is from the annotation of a GenBank genome assembly. NCBI's taxonomy places the organism in Eukaryota, Viridiplantae, Streptophyta, Magnoliopsida, Malvales, Dipterocarpaceae.